UCGCAGCAGACGAAAAAUUUCAUAAAUUCGCAGAUCUAAUUGUUGAUAACUUUAUUUUGUGUCAUAAAAACAAAACGAAAAUCUUAUUUUAUAAUUAAAAACUUUCUGUACAAAUAAACCCUAUGUGACGACUAUUAGAUAGCCAAAAAUGGAGCUCUCAUUUUCUAAGACGCGGCACCAGCGACUGGUGACGCUGGCGCUGGGCGCGGUGAACGUCGGCGCGCUGCUCGGCGCGUUGCUGCUCGUCAGCGGCCUGCGUCCUGAGGACAGGAUCUCGGUGCGUCGCGGCGCGGCGCUGUUGGGUCUGGGCCUGGCGUACUUCUGGUCGCUGUUCUCGCUGCUGGCGGCGCUGGCGCUGCGCACGGCGGCGGGCGCGCGCGCUCGGCGCCGCCACCGCCUCUCCGCUGCCGACGCGCUAGACGUCGCUAACAAACUCGUGUCCGCCGUGCAGGCGGCGCUGUGUUGCGUGGCGGGUGCGGUGGUGUGCGCGUGGUCGUGCGCGCGCGACUUCCUGCGCGCGUCGCACUACAUGUCGGAGGCGUACGCGUGGUUCGGCGCCGCAUACUUCUUCUACGACAUAUGGUCCAUGUACACGGUGUACGUGCACAGCGUCACCGGCGGCGAGGGCGGGGCCGGGGGUGACAAGCGGCGCGCGGGCGGGGACGCGCCGCCCAAGCCCACGUUCCUGGCGUACUGCCGCCACGAGCCGGUGAUCCUGCUGCACCACGCGUUCGUGGGCGGGUUCGGCUUCCUCGUGAUAGUGCACCUGCGCGGCGGCCUCGGCGACUGCGUCUUCGGCUGGGUCUACCUCAUGGAGCUCAGCACGCCGCUGGUGUCGGCGCGCGGCGUGCUGGCGCGGCUGCGGCUGCAGGGGACGGCGGCGUACCGCGCCAACGGGCUGGCGAUGCUGGUGGUGUUCCUGCUGUGCCGCGUCGUCGCGCUGCCGCUCGUGCUGCGGCACUACAGCACAGUGCUCGGCCUGGGCUUCUGGGAGGCGCUGGGCACGCUGCCGAGGGGCUGCCUGAUAUCCAUGAGCAUCCUGCUGCUGCCGCAGCUGUACUGGUUCUACCUCAUGUCGCGCGGCGCCAUCAAGAUCUUCUUCGGCAAACCGCGCGCGGAGGCGGCGGGCGCGGGGGGCGGGGCCGCGGGCGGGGCGGGGGAGGUGGCGCGGCGCCGGUGAUGCGCGCGCCGCCGGCGGUAGGCCGCACCCCGCCCCGGCCGCCCCGCUCCCGACACUCGCCGAGCUAUAAAAGGUCACGCUAAUUCAAGUAACCCGUUCAAUACGACACUUUCUAAACGUCUACCAUCAGCAUUGUGAAAUACAAAGUUGCUGGAGAGACAUAAAGAACGAGUUUGUAUGAAUGUUGGUCCCUCGAUGGACGUUUGAGAUGUUGUAACUCGACAUUAGGAUUUGCGUUCACGUGUUGAGUGUUUUUUUCGAUGUUAGUUUGACUGCUUCCACCGCAGAAGUCUUCGAGUAAUUAUUUUAUAUGAUCAGGAAAGUAUAAAACGUGACUGUAUUGUGCCUUCCUGGUCAGAAAAGGUUUAGUUUCGAAUCCGUAAAGAAAAUCUAUUUCAAAAAACUUCUUCCAGUUUUCCAUUACUUUGCAUUUACUUUUUAAAUAUAUACUCUUUACAUCUAUUAGAGAUAUUUAGUCGCAAAUGUAUUGCAUCACUUUCUUUUCCAAUUAACGCUAUAUACUCUUCCUUGUCACACAUCUAUGUAGGUUUAACUUUUAAUAUUUGUGGUGCUGGCUGUCGACUGGUAUGUGUGUUAAGACGCGUGCGUGCUUGUGUGCGGGCGGCUGCGCGAAAUGCGUACGGUACGUGCGUGCGCGUGCGAUGCAUGCGUGCGUGUCAAACGUAAGUUUGUCAGGUAUGACUUGACAUUUAAACUUAUUAAAUAUGUAUUUCAUUGACAAAAAUGUUUAUAUUAUCUGAGAGGCUAAAAGUAUUUCGUUGAUUAUUCGAUUUUGACGUAUUGAGGGCAAAAAGUUUACUCAAAUGUUUAUUAUGUAUGUUAUAACUUAUACCCAUUACUAUAACCAUUAGAUGUCGGCGUCAACUCUAUACCAAAGAGUGAUUUAAGGUCACAGUACACAUCAACUCGGAAAGGGAUGGGCACCGUAUCGCCUCGAGCCGUUCGAUAUAGUUUGUAUGAAACUCCCUACUGCGACGCACACUAAGCGAAACCGUAACGUAAACGCCUCGCCUCGGAAGUCGGAACAGGCUCCGAACCGGGAUGCGACGCGUGGUCAACUAGUCGUCCACCCGCUUACGGCUCGUCGUCCACCCGCUUACGGCUAGUCGUCCCCGUGCAUAGGUCUCUCCGUACUCAAGCUUACGUUUCUUCGUCCACCCUUACCCCUUUCCCCUUCCCCGAGCCGUAAGCGAGGCGUCGCCUAGCCGUAGCC
Aricia agestis (brown argus) is the source of this 2414-nucleotide messenger RNA. RefSeq names its product TLC domain-containing protein 3A. NCBI's taxonomy places the organism in Eukaryota, Metazoa, Arthropoda, Insecta, Lepidoptera, Lycaenidae. Gene Ontology annotation, cellular component: membrane; endoplasmic reticulum. Gene Ontology annotation, biological process: lipid homeostasis. The coding region runs from base 149 to 1180 and encodes 343 amino acids. The transcript is spliced from 7 exons. The record is from RefSeq and is a predicted model, not a curated record.